Messenger RNA from Cydia splendana, 4128 nucleotides. RefSeq lists its product as uncharacterized. The transcript has 13 exons. Bases 81 to 2582 code for a protein of 833 amino acids. Gene Ontology annotation, molecular function: damaged DNA binding; 5'-3' DNA exonuclease activity. The record is from RefSeq and is a predicted model, not a curated record. Gene Ontology annotation, biological process: double-strand break repair via nonhomologous end joining; interstrand cross-link repair. Lineage: Eukaryota; Metazoa; Arthropoda; Insecta; Lepidoptera; Tortricidae.
UGAUUUUGCACUUUGCAGUUUGCAGUGUAAUUUCUCCCUUUAUUGACUUUCCAUUGGGUAGAAUGAGUGGUUCUUAGAUAAUGAAUAAUGAUAUCAAUAAUUUCGUGCCAUCGCUUUUAAACCCCAGGACUAUAAAUAAAGAAAAUUUCUCGUUGACUCAGAAUUCAACAGUCAGUUGUUGUUCAUUGUCCUUAAAAAGAAACAUUGGCUUGGCUAAAAGGGAUACUAACCAGACUGUUCCUGCAAAGAAAAAGUUGUUCAGCCAAGACAACAGAAGACAGUGCAACACCCAAAAUACAUCAGUUUGUGCAAAAUCUAUUAGUACUCUUGUAGAUUUAGACUUAUCCGGAUUUGAAGAAGAAAAAGAAAACAGCAACCAUGUAAAUCCUAUAUUUAAGAACCUUUCUACUAAGCGGCUUUCCUUUUUCAACAAUAUUGAUUUAGCCAAUGCCAGCACUGUAAAUCUAUCGUCAUUAGAUGAUCUUGAAACACAUACACACAGAGAAGCUAAUAGGAAUCUACGAAAUGAAGUUGUAACAAGUACUGCUACUAAUACUUUAUUAGCUCAGGACCAAUGCAGUCUUGAAUUCUCUGUUUUCGAAGACAUACAACCCAUUUCAGACGCUAGUCAACUCAAGAAUAUAGAAAUUCAAAAUGUAGUCUGUAAUCAUUCUUUGAAAAGUGGUUCUUCUGCCACUCAGCUAUACAAAUGUGAAGACACAAUACUUCACGAAUUAAACGAAGAAUCUCAUGUCGCAAUCUCGUUUGGUAUACAAAACUGUGAAUUUGUCGAUCUGACCACCAAAAAUUCUAAUAUUAAGAAAGUUUCUAUUACGCAUAAGGAUAACAAUUUUAAUUUAGAUUGCGAGAUAGUGGAAUGCACUCCUCUUUCCACUGAGAGCGAGUACGACGAAAACAUGAACGAGACAACUAAUACUUCUCACAAGAGGUCUGGCGUGGCUGUGAACCUAGAAAUUAAAAAGAAGAAACUGGCCACUGACACAGAAAACUCUAAAGUUCUUAUUUUGAAAACAGAUGCCAUUGAGAAACUGUCGCACGUCAUUGUUCAGCCGCAAAAUUGUAAAUUAGUGAAACGUCAUUUGAAUAAAAGUAAAUUUGGUAGCAGCAACAAUAAUUUUGGUAUUGGAAAGAAUGGGAAAAGUGGUAACUUGAAACAAAAGCCGAUAACUUCGUUUUUCGCUAAAGACUGUAAAGAGGCAGCUAGUGAUAGCGCGCACGAUGUUGCGAUAGUCGAGAAUGAUGCUGUGGAAAUGAGCAAGAUCACGGGUGUGUCUGAUUCCAAGUGCAGCCGACCUUUCAGACCAGAGUGGAAAGGCGAACCAUCCCCACGAUGCCGCGUGGCCUCCGUCCCGAAGCACUCCGACAGUCGGUCCCGGGGCAUACCGAACAGCGCGCGGUCCAACUCGCCCUUCAAGCAUUUGGAGCCGUUCACCCUUUCAGCCAAGACUAAGUCCACCAGGAACUUUGGCUCGGCGAAGACUAUUCCGCAUUAUAAGAUCGUGGCAGGCACCCAUUUCGCCGUGGACGCGUUUUCAUACGGAGACAUACCUAGCGUGAAACAUUAUUUCUUGACGCAUUUCCACUCCGAUCAUUACUCUGGGCUUAAGAAAAAUUUCAGUAAAUUGUUGUAUUGCUCCAAAAUCACAGGUGAUUUAUGCGUAUCCCGAUUGGGAGUGAACCCGAAAUGCAUCCACGUCCUCAACAUGGAGGAGACAAUGAGGAUCGAGGGUGUCGAGGUUACCGCUGUCGACGCGAACCAUUGUCCCGGCGCGGUCAUGCUGUUCUUCUGUUUACCCAACGGGAUGACUAUCCUCCACACAGGAGACUUCAGAGCAUCACCGGCCAUGGAGUCCUACCCUGUCUUCUGGAACAGCGACGUUCACACCAUCUACCUCGACACUACUUAUUGCAACCCCCGCUACGACUUCCCGACUCAAGAGCAAAGUCUAGAGAUGGCCCUGUCUUUGCUGCGGGCGAAGAAAACAGCGCUGGAGAAAACCGGCAAAAAGUUCUCUUCCGUCCUCAUAGUCUGUGGCACUUAUACUAUAGGUAAAGAGAAGUUUUUUCUCGGCAUGGCGCGCCGCGUCGGCUGCUCCGUGUGGGCUUGCCCCGAAAAGGAUAAGGUACUUCAAACGGUGGAGGGGCGUAGUUUCUGCACCUCGCCGCCGCACUCGUGUCAACUGCAUGCGGUCCCGAUGAGAGAUCUUAGUCACGAGAAACUGAAGAGCUACUUGGAGAGUUUGAACGGCGCCUUCACCGAGGUGGUGGCCUUCAAGCCGAGCGGGUGGGAGAACGGCAAGAACACCACCGUGGAGAAGGACAUGGUCACCAUACACGGCAUACCAUACAGCGAGCAUUCCAGCUUUUCGGAACUAAUCCGCUUCGUCAAGUUCCUGAAGCCGAAGCAGGUCGUGCCCACCGUUGACAUCUCGGGCGGAGUCAAAUCUGUUCAGAAGUACUUCCCCUGUCCCCUGGUGUACCAGGACGACGGCCACAACCAGAGCAAAGUGACGGAUUACUUCUGCAUAGAGAACCGACAGCAGGUCCCGGCUGUCACUUGAUGUCACGGCUGGAGCGUUCACGCGCCGCUUCCGAUCCGACGCUUAUACAUCUGCUUUAAGAUUUUUAUACCAACACUCCAUGGGUAGACUCCAAGGAUUUGUCCUUAACCUUUUGAACGCCACAGACGGCAAUUGACGUCAACGCAAAAUCGUGACAACGACGCCAAAAGACGGCAUUUGACGUCAAUCGUUUUUUGAUGAAAAUCUACUGAAAAACACCCCACUUUCAGGUUGGCAUUAUUUAUUCACAAAACCAAAUUUUACCCCCGUGGCGUCUGGCACGGCAAAUGGAUGCGCCGUUUGGCGUUCAAAAAGUUUAAGGACUGGUAUCCAGGCCAUAAUUGUUUAAUUAAAUGUGGCUUUCCACCAGAGAAGGGCCUUUAUGCUUCAUGUAUAGGAUCAUUCUAUCAAAAUCCCUGUUGGAAGUUCUGAUGAAAUGGUCCUUAUUGCACUGGAAGCAUUGGACCCUUCUCUGUGGAAAGCCACAAAUAUGCCUUGAACCUGGAAUUCAAGCUGGAUAUUCCGUCCAUGCUAUUUAGUUGAGGCGUGAAAUAUAAACUUACUAAUCUAAACUAUUUUGCAAGUAUUUCUACGAGUAUUGAAUGUACAGAUGUAGCACAUAAUUGUUUUCCAUCGUAUGUUCUCGGAAACGUUCGUAUUUGUCAUGCUACUUCAGUCAAAGUCAUUACUUUGUGUGACACUGACUGAAAUAGGACACGUUCGUAUAGGGAUGUUGCGGAUGCAGAUUUUUUGACAUCCGCGGAUGCGGAUGCGGAUAUUUAAAGUAUUUGGUACUUAAAAAACGUCAAAUAUUACAUUUUUAGCAUUUUUUAUUGAAAAAAAAAACGAAACGUUUAGUAUUUGAGCAAGAAUAUAGGUGCGUUUUAUUUAAUAAACAGUAACUUGGCCGACUUUUCGGGAUCUAGACGAUUUCGUUAUAUACAUAUAAUGACGAAAUUACCUAGCACUUACGCCGCCGGCGCCGCCGCUAAUACGUUCCUGUUACCGACUUGGUCGACAUCCGCAUCAUGCGGAUGCUCCGCAUCGAUUUUAUGCGGAUGCGGAUGUUGAAAAUCAUGCGGAUGUUCCGCGGAUGCGGAUGCGAAUAUCCGCAACAUUCCUUGUUCGUACGUUUCCGUGAAAAUACGAUGGAAAACAAAAUAAAUUAUUAUGCAAGAAAGUAUGAAGUCAUUCAAGGUAUCGUCAUCUCAAUGGAAUAGCCUAGACGGAAAAUAGGGUUUGAAUGUAAAAUCAUUUGUGAAGUACUCGAAAAAAAUCUAACAAUUUCGACUAAUAUGGGUUUCAUUGUAUUUUUUUUCUCUGUCGCGCGAAAUAAUAAAAUAAGCAGGAUUGAUAAAGAAGACCGAAAACGGAUCGGACGCAGUGCGCAAGCACUCCUGUUUCGACUAGAAAUUCGAUACAGUAUUAUUAUUAGGUAUUCUAUAAGCUGCCAUGAGACUGUGAUUUUUGAUAUCGUAUUUUAGUUGUUAAUUUUUUUUUUAUGACUGGGUUGUGUUCGGUUAGUAAUAAAAAUUGUUAAAAUCUA